This is a messenger RNA of Acanthosepion pharaonis, 858 nucleotides long. NCBI's taxonomy places the organism in Eukaryota, Metazoa, Mollusca, Cephalopoda, Sepiida, Sepiidae. The record is from the annotation of a GenBank genome assembly.
AUGGUAUCCUCAGCGUUUUCACAGCUGUUCCUUCCUGAAGAGGCUGGCCAACAUUCACUGCAAUAUAGGAGCCACCGUGGAUAUCACCAAUCGACACAUCGCUUUUCAUUAAGACCUGUCAGUGGAAUAGGUACGCAUUACUAUCUCUGUAUAUCUAUCUAUCUAUCUAUCUAUCUAUCUAUCUAUCUAUCUAUCUAUCUAUCUAUCUAUCUUCAUAUCUAUCUAGCUAUAUAUCUAUAUCGGUUUCUUCUUAUCUCCCUGAUUCUUUUCAUAUCUAUCUAUCUAUCUAUCUAUCUAUCUAUCUAUCUAUCUAUCUAUCUAUCUAUAAAUAGUACCCUUCCUUGUUCUUCGUUGUUUUUCUUUCUUUUUGUUCUUCUUUUUUCAUGUUCUUGUUCUUCAUCUCCACCUUUUUUCUUCUUUCUUCUUCUUUCUCCUUUUUUCUUCUUUCUUCUUCUUUUUUCUUCUUCUUUCUCUUCUUCUAUCUUUUUUCUUUUUUUCUUCUCCUUCUUUGUUCUCAUUGUUUCUUCUAGUUAUUCUUUUUUCUUCUUCUUUGUUGUUCUUUCUUCUUCCGUCUUCUUUCACCUUUUUCUUCUUUAUUCCCCUUUUUUCUUCUUUAUUCCCCUUUUUUCUUCUUUUUUCUUCUUUUUUCUUUCUUCUUUUUUCUUCUUUUUUCUUUCUUCUUCUUUUUCUUCUUUCUUUUUCUUCUCCUUCUUUGUUCUUAUUGUUUCUUCUUGUUCUUCUUUUUUCUUCUUCUUUCUUCUUUUUCAUCUUAAGCGUCGAUCUGCCUCUAAUGCCUCUUCUAUUCUAUCUAUCUAUCUAUCUAUCUAUCUAUCUAUCUAUCUAUCUGUUGAAACUUGA